Messenger RNA from Trichechus manatus latirostris (Florida manatee), 1017 nucleotides. It is a transcript of the gene AKR1D1, whose product is annotated as aldo-keto reductase family 1 member D1. The coding region runs from base 37 to 1017 and encodes 326 amino acids. The record is from RefSeq and is a predicted model, not a curated record. Lineage: Eukaryota; Metazoa; Chordata; Mammalia; Sirenia; Trichechidae. The transcript has 9 exons. Gene Ontology annotation, molecular function: Delta4-3-oxosteroid 5beta-reductase activity; aldose reductase (NADPH) activity; ketosteroid monooxygenase activity. Gene Ontology annotation, cellular component: cytosol. Gene Ontology annotation, biological process: bile acid biosynthetic process; androgen metabolic process.
AUCACUUCCAGACAUCCCAGCCCGUCCCUCUGCACAAUGAAGCUCAGCUCUACAAACCACCGCAUACCUCUGAGCGAUGGAAAUAGCAUUCCCAUCAUCGGGCUUGGUACCUACUCUGACCCUAAGUCGACCGUGAAGGGGGCCUGCACCGCAUCCGUGAAAACUGCCAUCGACGUGGGCUACCGGCACAUCGACGGGGCUUACAUCUACGGAAACGAGCAUGAGGUGGGGGAGGCGAUCCGGGAGAAAAUAGUGGAAGGAAAGGUGCGGAGGGAGGACAUCUUUUACUGCGGAAAGCUGUGGGCUACAAAGCUUGAGCCGGAGAUGGUCCGCCCAACCCUAGAGAAGACGCUCCAGCUUCUCCAGUUUGAUUAUGUGGAUCUUUACAUCAUUGAAAUGCCCAUGGCUUUAAAGCCUGGAGAUGAAACCUAUCCUAGAGAUGAGAAUGGUAAAUGGUUAUAUCACAAGUCUAAUCUGCGUGCCACUUGGGAGGCUUUGGAAGCUUGCAAAGAUGCUGGCUUGGUGAAAUCCCUUGGAGUGUCCAACUUUAACCGAAGGCAGCUGGAGCUCAUCCUGAACAAACCAGGACUCAAAUACAAGCCUGUUAGCAACCAGGUUGAGUGCCACCCGUAUUUCACCCAGCCAAAACUCUUGAAAUUUUGCCAACAGCAUGACAUUGUCAUUGUCGCAUACAGCCCUCUGGGGACUGCCAGGAACCCAUCCUGGGUGAACUUGUCUUCUCCACCUUUGUUAAAGGAUGAGUAUUUAAACUCACUGAGGAAAAAGUACAAUAAGACAGCAGCUCAAAUUGCUUUGCGUUUCAACAUCCAGCGAGGGGUGACUGUCAUUCCUAAAAGCUUUAAUCCCGAAAGGAUUAAAGAAAACUUCCAGAUCUUUGACUUUUCUCUCACUGAAGAAGAAAUGAAAAACAUUGAAGGUUUGAACAGAAAUGUCCGCUUUGUGGACAUGCUCAUGUGGAGUGAUCAUCCCGAGUACCCAUUUCAUGAUGAAUAUUGA